Molecule: messenger RNA, 1246 nt
Organism: Pieris napi
Lineage: Eukaryota; Metazoa; Arthropoda; Insecta; Lepidoptera; Pieridae
Product: induced during hyphae development protein 1-like
Exons: 3
Coding region: 94-1113 (339 amino acids)
Source: RefSeq, a predicted model, not a curated record
ACUGGCCUUGAAGAAAACGAAUAUAAGGCGACAUUAAUUUGUUUCUAUUACACUUCAAUUCAAGUUGUGACAACUGUUGUGGCAAGUUUCAAAAUGAAGAUUCUUCUGUAUAUCACAGUUUUUUCGCUAAUUGCGUUGUCUAUCGCUGCACCACCAGGAUCCCAUCCUAGCAGUGGUAACGAAGAGUCGAAAACAAAAGAAGCAGAAGGAAUUCAUGUGGAACCGUUAGAAGCAAAUGCGUUAAACGAAGCAAAUGAUAAUGAUGAGAAACCAGCAGAAGCUAAUGACCUAGAAACCCUUGAUAAAGGGAGGAGGACGCACAGGCAUCCUAAGCGAGGCGGAGCAAAUGCGGCAAACGAAGCAAAUGAGGCAAACGAAGCUAAUGAGGCAAACGCAGCAAAUGCGGCAAACGAAGCAAAUGACUUAGAAACCCUUGCUAGAGGGAGGAGAAGGCACAGGCAUCGGGGACGCGGAGCAAAUGAGGCAAACGAAGCAAAUGAGGCAAACGAAGCAAAUGAGGCAAACGAAGCAAAUGAGGCGAACGAAGCAAAUGAGGCAAACGAAGCAAAUGCAGCAAACGAAGCAAAUGCCGCCAACGAAGCAAAUGCGGUAAACGAAGCAAAUGCCGCCAACGAAGCUAAUGGGAGGAGGCGCAAGCAACAACGGACAAACGAAGCAAAUGAGGCAAACGAAGCAAAUGCAGCAAACGAAGCAAAUGCCGCAAACGAAGCAAAUGACCUAGAAACCCUUGCAGAACGGGGGAGGAGGAGGCACAGGCAUCGGGGACGCGGAGCAAAUGAGGCAAACGAAGCAAAUGAGGCAAACGAAGUGAAUGCGUCAAGCGAAGCAAAUGCAGCAAAUGCAGCCAACGAAGCAAAUGCAGCAAAUGCGGCCAACGAAGCAAAUGCGGCUAACGAAGCAAAUGACCUAGAAACCCUUGCUAAAGGGGUUUGGCCGCACAGGCAUCCUAAGCGACGCGGAGCAAAUGAGGCGAACGAAGCUAAUGAGGCAAACGCAGCAAAUGCGGCAAACGAAGCAAAUUCCGCCAACGAAGCAAAUGCGGCUGAUCCGGAACCAUCAAGGAAAAAAAGGAAGGGGAGGCAUGGAAAAUGAAACACCAAUUCGAAGAAGAGGCAGGGCAGGAAGAAGAACUGGCAUAAUCACUAAUUAUUUGAUUUCAUCACUAAAGAUAAAUUAAUCUAAAUGUCUAAUUGUAAUGUUCGUGAAUAAAUUAAUAGCACAGAUA